UAGAAUUCCGUAGCUAGUCCGUAGCUAAUUAGCUACGGAUUAGCUACGGAUUAUACUUAUUUUCGAUUUUUCGGGCACCAAACGUCGUUUUUCCGCUUCGUUUUUCUCACACCUCUAUUAUAAAUGAUUAUCUCUAUUUUCACCAACUUAUAGCUAUUAAUAUCAUUCAUAAAGUCGUUUGCACUUCGGGAUCAAGUACUCGUUGCACAAUUUAAUAAUAUAAUGACUAUAUUUUUCACCAAGUUGUGAUUGGUUUAUGUUUGUAUACAUGAAUAAUUUGUGGUAUAUAUGUAUGUGUAUAUGUCUAUGUAUACGUGUUUGUGAGUAUUUAUAUGUGAACGUAGAUGAUAAUCAUUAUAGUUUUAAACCAUUAAAUGAGUAAUGGAUCCCAUUUGUGCACUCGACUUUUGGUGCCUGAAAUAAUAAUAAUAAUAAUAAUAAUAAUAAUAAUAAUAAUAAUAAUAAUAAUAAUAAUAAUAAUAAUAAUAAUAAUAAUAGAAAUAAUAAUAAUAAUAAUAAUAAUAAUAAUAAUAAUAGAAAUAAUAAUAAUAAUAAUAAUAAUAAUAAUAAUAGAAAUAACAAUAAUAAUAAUAAUAAUAAUAAUAAUAAUAAUAAUAGAAAUAAUAAUAAUAAUAAUAAUAAUAAUAAUAAUAAUAAUAAUAAUAAGAUGUUUAAAUAGAAUAGUCAAGCAUGUUGGCAUGGAUGUGGCAUGCCCGGCCGGUUGGUAAGUUUGUGUCAUUGUAAGUAGGCAACCUGAGUUCGAAUCCCACCCAUGUUUUUUUUUCUGCUGGCCGUAGCUAAUGCGUAGCUAAACCGUCGCUAAAACCGGUCCGUAGCAGAUUCCGAAGCUGGGCCGUAGCAAAUCGGUAGCUAUUUUUUUAAUUAAAAUCCAUUAUAUUUCCUUGUUAUGUUGAAUACCCCACGACUUUUAACCCCCUCCCUUCAGCGAACAAUACAGAAAGAAAAGAAAGAAACUGAAGACUUCUCCCUCUCGUUCGUGGACAAUCGCCGGCAACUUCUUCCCGUUCGUCGAGCGCUGCCGUCGCCGACCUUCUUCUCCGGCGCACAUUCCCUUCUCUCUCUCGGCCUUUUGCUCGAUUCUUCCCUAAAAAGUUUUAGAUCGAAAUGUUGUCUAAUAGAGAAUGGAUGUACACAAAAAGACUCGAUAAUCGUCGUUUGUUUAAUCCACAAUGGCCACAUUAUGUUAAUUUCUUUUUGGAUGUUGCUUAUGCGAACGCAACAAACAUCCAACAUAUCAUUAGGGAACGGGUUAUACGCCUCAGUUUCCAAAUACAGGUGCUGAGUUGCCGACCCCACAAACGGUUUUGAGGCCGGGUGGUCGUGAUGGAUUUGAGGAGUACUAUUUUGAGGGUGCAGAUGCACAGACAACCUUUCGGUCGCCACAGACCCCGCACACGCCACGGCCACCGAACACACCACCGACGCCGCAUGGCUCCACCUCUAGAGGUGUUACGGGCGGCCACGACUCGAAUGCGAGUGAUUUUCAGGAGUCUUCGUUGCCCCUCAUCAGCCGAAAAGGGAAAAAGUUUGGGUCUAGGAAAAUCCACAGCACGUGUAUUAGUCUCUAUUGGGAGAAUAUGGAUCAUCCGUGGCCCCGAUUUAGUGAUAUUCCCAAUGAGGCCCUUUUGCAGAUGUUUUCGCGUUUCAAGACCAUGUACAGGUGGAAUUCACUAGAGAAUAGUAACAUAUUUGAUGCCUUCAAGUGUGUCCUCAAGGAUAGAUACAGGGAUCGGAUGAAGCGUAUCAGGAUUAAAUCUGGGGAAAUGGCACGAAAUGAUGGGAAACCCGUCACCCUAGGUCAUUGUACCUACUACGAAGGGAUGCAUGACUACCGCCCUGGGCGCGUACCAGAGAAUGUGUGGCGACGUUUGUGUGAUCAUUGGUCGACAGAUAAGUGGAGAAAGAAUUCAAAAAUUGCUCAGCAGAACCGCAAAGUCGCAGAUGCCAAUGGGUCGACAGCUAGGCACACCGCGGGUUGUAUAGGAUUUCACGAGCACCGUAACAACUUAGAAAAGAUUAUGGGUAAACCACCCACACAAUUUGAUGUUUUCAUGAAGACGCAUGGCACAGCUGAGGCGAAAAAAAGAUAUUUUGCGGGAGAUCAUGAAAAUCUCGAAUAUUGCUCACUAACUGCCAAAGAAGCACAAGAGAUGUAUCUAGAGGAGAUGGUCAAAAAACACGGAGAAGACUCUUCAAACCAUAAAGAUGAUGCGAGGGUAUGGGAGGAAAUUCAACUUAGGAGAACAGGAAAGAAGAAGGGUGAUAUCUAUGGCAUAGGAGCAUCAGAUAUACAUUUUGUGAUUACUGGGACACCGUCUUCCCAAUCCACCCAAUCCACCCAAUCGGAUAGUACACAACAAGAGGUUGAUAGGUUGCGUGCACAAGUUUCUACCAUGGAACAACAACAACAACAACAAAUGAAAGAACAAAUGGAAAUGGUUAUGAGGAUGAUGAAUAUGUCUGGAAAUCAACCCCGUGCUCCCCCCGAUAAUCCACCUGAGGACAAUUGAUAAGUAUUUUGGAACAAUUUAGUUUGUAAACAUUUGAUAUUGUUUGUUUUGUUAAGUAGUGCUUACUUUUGUAAGGUAUUUUGGAUAAUGGAUUGGAAUUGUCAAACUUGGUAUUAUGGACGUUUUUUUGGUGUAUUUUAUAUGGUAUUUGGGACAAAUGUGAAUUGAA
Messenger RNA from Lactuca sativa (garden lettuce), 2700 nucleotides. RefSeq lists its product as uncharacterized. The record is from RefSeq and is a predicted model, not a curated record. NCBI's taxonomy places the organism in Eukaryota, Viridiplantae, Streptophyta, Magnoliopsida, Asterales, Asteraceae.